AUGGAGCUACAAGGGGCCCAAGAGGACCUGGGCAUUUCCCUCUCUAGUCCCCAGAGGAACCAUGAAACCAGGCCAGGAAGCAAGGCUAAGGGCAGGAGCAGCAUCUAUCUCCAGGGGUCUGUUUGGACGGCUGGAGGAAAGCUGAGGCUCAGAGCAAGUGAACAUCUAACCCAGGGCCACCAACAAGAGCUCAGGGAUUGGAACCUAAGAGAAGAUGCUUCCCUUCUCUUCUCAAAGAGUCCUUUUGGGGCUGGCAAGUUGAUGCAAGCUCCAGCUCAUGUCUUCAGACAAUGCUUGGUCCAAGGAAACGCACGGAUCUCCUGCAUUACAAAGUUUGACUCCAAGAGAAGCCCAGAAGUGGCUUCCAGCCUCUCCUACCUGACCGUGCCCCGCCGUUCACCACUUCCUGUCUUCCUGUGACCGAGUGACAGAUGUGUCUGUGGGGGCUGCUACUUGGGAAAGUCUACCAGGAGGAGAGCAUGCCAAUCUCUCCUCUCAGAUCCUCUGGGGGUUCCUUUCCCCACCCAAACUAGGCCUUGAUGUCAAGGCCUAGUUACAGGGACAUCAAACUAGGAGGUUGAUGUCGGUGUGGUGUGGAAGAUGUUGGGGAGAAGCUGCAGGCCUAGUUAAGCUUCGUCUUGUGCUCCAACUUACCUGCCCCAGACUUCUUGGAUGAACAUUGUCAAUCUGGUCAUACUGACAGUGAAACUGCCACCUAGUGGUCACUGAGGUGUGCCUGCCUUUUCAUGAGCUCUCUUGCUGCUGGUUAUCGGAAACAUCAGUUGAUGGUUUUCUUCUAAACUAACUCAGAAGCUGUGAUGUGAAUCAGACCAAACAAUUUAUCUGCUUCAAAUCCAUAUUGUA
Pongo pygmaeus (Bornean orangutan) is the source of this 864-nucleotide messenger RNA. RefSeq lists its product as uncharacterized. The transcript has 3 exons. The record is from RefSeq and is a predicted model, not a curated record. Lineage: Eukaryota; Metazoa; Chordata; Mammalia; Primates; Hominidae.